Stylophora pistillata is the source of this 550-nucleotide messenger RNA. RefSeq lists its product as uncharacterized. NCBI's taxonomy places the organism in Eukaryota, Metazoa, Cnidaria, Anthozoa, Scleractinia, Pocilloporidae. The record is from RefSeq and is a predicted model, not a curated record.
CUGAUAUUCAUCCAAUGUGGAUGGAGACAAGUUUUGUUCGUGUUAUAGCUUUAAUAACAAGACAAAUGGAAUGGCGUGGCCACAGGCAAUGGAUAACUGUAACUAUAACAACAAAACCCUUGUGGUGAUGGAAACAGAGCGAGAAUGGGAAUUCGUCAAGAAUGAGAUUCAAAACCGAGUAGGCAGUAACUAUGGUGAAUGGUUUAUAGGCUUGGAGCAAAAUUUCACAACAGGGAAUUGGACUUGGGUCAAUGGUAAACCUCUGACUAUUAAUAAAUGGCAGCGCUCAAAUCCUGAACCAAGCGACUUUUAUGGGCUGAUUCAUAAGGAAUAUCCAGCUGGAUAUAAAGGAUCUUUUAGUACCAUAAGUGGCAACAUACAAACAAGUUGGAUUUGCGAGGAAGAAACAGACAAUUGUCAAGGUGACUGUUUCUUCCACAUUGCUCCGCCAAGCACCAGUCCUCCUGGAACAAAAGCUGUUACUACACGAGGGAAGACGUCAACUGAGCAAGAUAUCACUGAUGUAUCUGGUAAAUUCAAAGAUAUGUAA